AUGGCGAGCACCCAACACAACACGCCAAUAGGCGUAGAGAAACAAGAUUCUGAAAACGAUGUAAAGCAAGACGUUGAGACCGCCAGCUCCAUUCACGAGGCGCAGUCCGAGGAGGCUCGCGGAUGGCGGGCCUGGGCCCAGAAACUCAUGUCCCUCGGCCACGUUGAGGUCCGAGGAAUCGCUCCCAUUCCAGUCGAAGAGCGAACCGUCACAAGAACUGUCAACAUUUUCACCCUUUGGUGGUGUAUGAAUGCCAAUGUCUUGCCCCGAUACCUCGUAGCCGUUCCCGUGCUUCUCAAUCUUGCAACUCUGACAGGCUUCUGUGUGAUCAUGGAUGUCAUCGGCGGCCAGUGUCUCUCAGCUGUGGGAGAGGGCAACGUGAGCCCGGCAGUAGGGAUCGUUAUCGUUGCCCUGCUUGCCCUCGUCAUCUCUUUCUGUGGCUUCACCGUCCUACACUUAUAUGAACGGUUCGCUUGGAUACCCGCCGUCAUUGCCAUCAUAAUCGCGAUAGGCUGCGGCGGCUCUCACUUGAGAGAACGGGCUCCGACUGAGCCAGCUACGCCGCAGUCCGUCGUGUCGUUCGGCAUGAUCGUGGCCUCAUACAUGAUCCCCUGGGCAUGUCUUGCAUCCGACUUCACGACGUAUCUCGAGCCAUCUACAUCAUCGUCAGUCCCACAAGGCCUCGCAGCCGACUUAGUCACUGACACAAUAACCAGAAAGAAGAUUUUCGCAUACACUUACCUUGGCCUCGCCCUCCCCACGAUUCUCCUCAUGAUACUAGGCGCCGCCAUUGCCUCCUCCGUACCCCUGGUACCUGCUUGGCAACAAGCAUAUGACGAAUGCCUCGUCGGCGGCGUUCUCUCAGCGAUGCUAACUCCGGCGUCAACUUUUGGCAAAAUCGUCACCGUAGUCCUGUCCUUCACUCUCCUCGGCAACAUCGCAGCGACGAGCUACUCUAUAACCCUCAACUUCCAGCUCCUCGCGCCCGCCCUAAAACGCGUGCCUCGGUCCGUUUUCUCCUUGCUCGUCACGGCAAUCAUAAUCCCCGUCGGAAUCCGCGCAGCGAGCGACUUCUUCGCGAGCCUCGAGAACUUCAUCGCGCUCAUCGGUUACUGGUCCGCCGCCUUCCUGAGCGUCGUCCUCGUCGAACAUUUCUGGUUCCGCAAGGCAGACUGCGAGCGAUAUGAGACGGAAGCAUGGGACGACGCGAGGAAGCUGCCGGUUGGCGCGGCGGCGUUGGGGUCCUGCGUGCUGUGCUUCGCCCUGGUCGUCCCCUGCAUGGCGCAGGUGUGGUGGACGGGGCCGAUCGCCGAGGUGACUGGCGACAUCGGCUUUGAAUUGGCCUUUGUUGUUUCUGGACUGCUCUAUGUUCCAUUUCGGACGCUGGAAAGGAGGGUUUCAGGGAGGUGA
This is a messenger RNA of Colletotrichum chrysophilum, 1410 nucleotides long. RefSeq lists its product as uncharacterized. Gene Ontology annotation, molecular function: transmembrane transporter activity. Gene Ontology annotation, cellular component: plasma membrane. The transcript is spliced from 2 exons. The record is from RefSeq and is a predicted model, not a curated record. NCBI's taxonomy places the organism in Eukaryota, Fungi, Ascomycota, Sordariomycetes, Glomerellales, Glomerellaceae. Bases 1 to 1410 code for a protein of 469 amino acids. Gene Ontology annotation, biological process: transmembrane transport.